AAUCCGUCAGAAAUCACAUGUUUCGUUUAUCCGUACGUGCUCUUGUUACUGUACUCUUGUAUUUACUGCUGCCGGAAUUUGCUUUGCUAUCGUGUUCUGUGCGCGUUUGUUUGCUCUUUCGUAUGAGCAUGAGCAACGGCGAUGGUGUCAAUCGUGGUGGCGGCAAAACCGGCGCGCCCAGGUUUGUUUACACGCGUGAAGAACGGGAACUGCUCCGUAAUCUGGUGGUGAGGUACAGAGCGGUUAUUGAAAACCGCAAGAUUGAUAACACUUUGAAGCGCGCCAAGGACAGUGCCUGGGAGAAGCUGACUGAGGAAUACAACAGCCAGCCAGGCAUUCGUCGCGUCACAGUGGUGCAGCUGCGGAAGCUGUGGGACAACGAAAAAUCGAAGUGGAAAAAGAAAGAUUCGGAAGAAAAGCGGGAUUUCUACGCAACAGGGGGUGGGCCACCUACCUGCCGGCCAAUGAGCCCAUCAUUGGCGCUUGUCGGGGCGGCUGCCUCGCACAUUGGGACACGGCUCCCAAACCCCUACGACAGCGACGGAUCCCAUAUGAGCCAGCCAGUGAUGUCGCUGCCACCCGCGCGUACCAUUGAAGUUAUGGUGACAGGCAAUCAAGGCAGCAUGGACGAGUGGCUUGAAGGCAGAAUUGGCAAGAGCUGUUGGCAUGUUGUAGCGUGUUGUGCUAUGGCUGCAUGCGUGUAUACUGUUUGUGAGAUGUUAUGUUUCUAUGUUAUUUAUGUUUGUAAGUAGCGCAGCUGGCGCAGCUGUUCACAUGGCUCGUGUGUCUAUUUCACAAAAAUUUACGUUUGUCAUUACGAUCUGUCAGCAGUACUCCAUGUUGUGCCAGUAUGUUGCUGUUACCUCCCCAAAUUAUUGUCAGUGGCGUGCAUUUUUAUUAAGUUCAUCGUGUCCUUGCGUGUCAUGAAUGUAAAUAACUGACAUCAUGGCUAGUUUGCUAGCCUUGUACACCAUUGGAGCUGUUCUUGAAUCUGAUUGUUUUCUAUGUGCAGAUCCCCUCUUUCCUAGCCCCACUUCCAGUGCAGGAAAAGGCUGGCCUGUCAACAAACCAGUACAUUUCACCUGCCAUGGCUGAAAUGCCUCAAUCCACCAGUCAACACUUUGCUGCUGUUGGAGCACCGUUUCAUGAAGGACAGUCUCUUUUUUUUCUUAUUUGUUUGGGUCUCACAUAAUUAGCAUGCACUUGGCCGAGCUGUCUCAAUCUCUUAUUCUUACCGAGAUGCCUGGGUGUUUGCAUGCUGUCAACAAUGCGCCCCCUACCACCUGUUAUCCAAUUUUAAUGCGGAUACCAUGAACACAUUCAUUAUGAUUCCUGUAUGUACGCGUAGAAAAAGAAGUUUGCAAGCACGCAAACAAAAGUGUUCCUACAGUAAAGUUACAAUGUAUGAAGACCUUUUUGAUCGCCUCACCUACCUGUGGGGCACUAGCUCUGCUUCUUUUAUAUCUGCAGACACUACCUCUGUGGUACCACGGCCAGCUGCGGAAGUCUCCGCUCUAUCAGAAGCAACGGGCAUGCCGUCAUCUACAGCUCAGGCGCCUUCAGUCGGAAAGCUCAGCUGCAUGCUGUUCCAGUACCACUGGCUCCUGGCAACAUGUCUUCUUUGCAGCUGGUUUUUGUGACUAACAUGCAGCAGGCAUCGUCAGAUAAGUUGUUUCUUCUGUUAGAAAAUUUUAUACUACAGCUGCGAUGCCUCCAGCCAGCAGUAAAACUAAAUAGCUUGCGUAUCCAGCAGCACUGGAAUCUGUGUGAAAUUGAGCCUUCUUUUGGCAGUAUGUUUGUGUAACUAACAUAUGUCGCAAACAUCAUAGAGAGCAGUUGUAUCUACUGUCAUAAUAAAUAACAUGCUACACAGGUGCCACUAUCCAGUCGUGAAGCUUUACAGCCUGUUGUUACGACAGCACUUAGUCGAGACAGGAACACACUUUUCCUUUUUGUUUCUGUGACUAACACACUUGAAAGGCAUCAUACAGAUGAGCUGCUUACUUUUUGUUUUUACUUGCUGGCCUGGACUGCAGUUUAGAGCCAAUAGCGGCUUCCAUUUCCAUGUGUGACUGAUUUGUUGUGGCUGUCUUAUUAAUGUGCAUGCAUGUAUGUGUAGUAGUACUCAUAAGAUGUUCCAGCAGUGGAAUCAACACUGCUUA
Molecule: messenger RNA, 2162 nt
Organism: Dermacentor silvarum
Lineage: Eukaryota; Metazoa; Arthropoda; Arachnida; Ixodida; Ixodidae
Exons: 2
Coding region: 18-752 (244 amino acids)
Source: RefSeq, a predicted model, not a curated record